GAGGGACGCCGCCGCGGCGGAGCUUCUGGGCGCCACCGGCCAAGUCGCGAACGAGGGCGAGCCGGGGAAGGCGGACCGAUUGGGAGGGGACAUGGAGGCCUCCGAGAAGAAGCUGCCCAGGGCUAUACUUGGCCAUGGAGACUAUGACUCUGAUUUUAGUGAUGAUGAAACGGUGGAGAAAUCUUGCCAACAGAAAAAUAGCAAAGAUGCAAUUCUCAAAAAGCCUUUCCAGAAGGACAAGCCGGACAAGGUGGCCCACAGACAGGUGGCAAUGGAUGAGUGGGACAGGGAAGAAGCCCGAAAUAGACGCUUCCAUUUAAUAGCAAUGGAUGCUUAUGCAAGACAUAGGAAGUUCGUAAAUGAUUACAUUUUAUACUAUGGUGGUAAGAAAGAAGACUUCAGACGUUCAGGAGAAAACGAUAAAACUGACCUUGAUGUUAUAAGGGAGAACCACAGGUUCUUGUGGAGAAAAGAGGAUGAAGUCGAUAUGAAUUGGGAGAAGAGGCUGAGCAAGAAAUACUAUGAUAAAUUAUUCAAAGAAUACUGUAUAGCAGACCUGAGAAACUACAAAGAGAACAAGUUUGGAUUUAGAUGGAGACACGAGCAAGAAGUUGUCUCAGGAAAAGGGCAUUUUUCUUGUGGAAGCAAACAUUGUGAUGAAAAAGAAGGCUUAAAGAGCUGGGAGGUGAAUUUUGGCUAUACUGAACAUGGGCAAAAGAAAAACGCACUUGUUAAAUUAAGACUCUGUCCAGAAUGCUCUUUCAAAUUAAAUUUUCAUCACAGGAAAAGGGAGGUGAAAUCAGGAAAGAAUCAAGACAACAAAGAACAAAGCUCCAAAAUUUUAAGUGGUAAAAAGUCAAGAGCAACUUCACCACAUGGACACAAGGCAAAGAAAAAAAAGAUCCAUGAAGGUCCAGCAUCAUUGGAAGAAUCAAACAAAACUGAUGCAGACUCAGAUGAUGAUGAUCAGGAAGAUGGUCCUUCUGAGGCAGAUUUCUGGAGGGGUCCACCACAGGAUGUUGAUGAAAAAACAAGGGAGGAAGAAUUUGAUGAAUACUUUCAAGACUUGUUUCUCUGAAAUGAGAUCUCCAAAUCUGAAAUUUGUUUCUUCAUAUUCCUCAUAAUCUGUAAAUAAAAAGCAGGUUUUCACA
Molecule: messenger RNA, 1151 nt
Organism: Notechis scutatus (mainland tiger snake)
Lineage: Eukaryota; Metazoa; Chordata; Lepidosauria; Squamata; Elapidae
Source: RefSeq, a predicted model, not a curated record